GGCGUUUUAUAAGGCCAAUCUCCGGGUACCGGCUUCAAACAUGUCUCUGGUCUUCUUCAGGCUUAGCAUCUUACUAUCAUGUCAACAUUUGGUGCUUACAUUGCCAUUGGAGCCUCGGUUAACACUCGCAGAAGAAUGGAACAGUUACUAUACUCCUGAUUUAAAUGGACCUGGUACGUAUACUUUUGGAUUUGACCUAGAAGAUGCAAAAAGUGGUAAUAUUCAAUAUAGAGUGGAAGAAAAGUAUGCAAAUGGAACUGUUGUUGGUAGCUACGGUUUGGUGGAACCAGAUGGAAAUGUAAAAGUAGUAGAAUAUGUGGCAGACCAUUUGGGUUACAGAGCUAAAGUAUCAGGCAAUCAUCAAAGAUAUCCAACUUAUCACCCUCCCAGAACAUCAGUAAUUGAACCAGAGGGAGGUUCAAUAGACAACCACCCACCAAGGCUUAGUGCUAUACAACCGAUUGAAACAAUUGGCCAAAAUAUCCAAGAACAGCACAAGCCUCCAAAAUAUCAGAGAAACAGGCCAAGAGACAUUUAUCACAUUUGGCCAGAAUUAAGCAGCUAUCAAUAAUUUGUUAAUGUAAAAUAAAGCAUAUAAUAACUUAGAAUGUGUGUUCCAAACGAUUAUUUUAGUGUAACGUUGAGAUUAUGUUGUUUCUAUGAUAUGAAUUUUAUUUAAUAUAAUGUAAUGUAUGAUGCGAGAUUAAUUUAUUUGAACUGACAAGUGUAAAAAAUAAAAAGGUAUAUGUGAUAAAACA
Molecule: messenger RNA, 758 nt
Organism: Nezara viridula (southern green stink bug)
Lineage: Eukaryota; Metazoa; Arthropoda; Insecta; Hemiptera; Pentatomidae
Source: the annotation of a GenBank genome assembly